AUGACAAUGGCUGAAGGGGAUGUGUUGCUCGCAAAGGACCCUGAAGGUUCUGAGACAUGUACAGCUGAGGUCCCUACAGUGAAAGACAUAGAGCAGCUUUUGAAUACCGGAUUAUCUUCUUGUAACCACACUGAUGAAGUAUGGCCUAACCUCUUCUUAGGAGACCUAGUUACAGCUCACAACAGAUUUGGUUUAUGGAAGAUGGGCAUUACCCACGUUUUAAAUGCUGCCCAUGGCACAAUGUUUUGCCAAGGAGGCCAAGACUUUUACGGCACUACCAUUGAUUACUAUGGCAUACCAGCCUAUGACCUUCCAGACUUCGACAUAAGCCAAUACUUUUUCUCUGCAGCAGAGUUUAUACAUAAAGCCUUGAACACACCAGGAGCUAAAAUUUUGGUGCACUGUGCGGUUGGAAUAAGCAGGUCAGCUUCUUUGGUGUUGGCAUAUCUCAUGAUAAAUCAUCACCUCCCGUUGAUCAAAGCCAUCAAAGCAGUGAAGGAACAUCGAUGGAUUUCACCCAAUAGAGGGUUUCUAAAACAGCUGCGAAAUUUGGACAUUCAGCUACGGCAAACAAGAGGCUGUUGAUCAGUGAAUAGAUCCAAAAUAUCUUUAAGUCACUUUUUAAAUGUCUAGGAAUGUUCAUGAAGAUUUGGUCUUCAGAAUCAUUGUACUUAUUAAAUGUAUCUAUUAGCAAUACACAUUGGCAACAA
Messenger RNA from Malaclemys terrapin pileata, 710 nucleotides. Its product is annotated as dual specificity protein phosphatase 13-like. The record is from RefSeq and is a predicted model, not a curated record. NCBI's taxonomy places the organism in Eukaryota, Metazoa, Chordata, Testudines, Emydidae. Gene Ontology annotation, molecular function: MAP kinase phosphatase activity; protein tyrosine/serine/threonine phosphatase activity. Gene Ontology annotation, cellular component: cytoplasm. The transcript is spliced from 3 exons. Gene Ontology annotation, biological process: negative regulation of MAPK cascade; protein dephosphorylation. Bases 1 to 585 code for a protein of 194 amino acids.